This is a messenger RNA of Selaginella moellendorffii, 2569 nucleotides long. RefSeq names its product conserved oligomeric Golgi complex subunit 4. The transcript is spliced from 3 exons. Bases 16 to 2220 code for a protein of 734 amino acids. The record is from RefSeq and is a predicted model, not a curated record. NCBI's taxonomy places the organism in Eukaryota, Viridiplantae, Streptophyta, Lycopodiopsida, Selaginellales, Selaginellaceae.
GUUGCGCUUGUGGCGAUGGCGAUCCUCGAGUCCCCGCGCGUCGGCGCUGGAAUGCUGGAUCGCAUCCGAUCCCUCACGGAUGUCGGCACCAUGAAUCGGAUGCUCCACGAGAGCAUUGCGUACGAGCGCAGCAUCGACGGCGAGCUGGAGAGCCUCCUCGCGCAGCGCCAGGAGGUGGAGAAGAAGCUGCUAGGGCUCCACCGGACGGGCGAGGUGCUGGAGAUCGUCCGCGCCGACGCGGAGCAGAUGCUCCGCAGCGUGGAAUCGACGUGCUCGCUGGCCAAUCUGGUGAGUGGCAAGGUGAGGGAGCUGGAUCUGGCGCAGUCGCGGGUCCAGGAGACCCUAGCCCGGAUCGAGGCGAUCGUGGAUCGCGGCAGCUGCAUUGACGGCGCCCAGAAGGCGCUGGCGAGCGAGGAUUACGAGUCGGCGGCCAGGAACGUGGAGAGAUUUCUCCAGCUCGAGGAGAGGAUGGGGGGCCUGGUGGAUCCCGCGAGUGACCAGCACGUCCAGCUGCUGGAAUCCAAGAGGAAGCUGGAGGAGGUGAUCAAGAAGAGAUUCUACGCGGCAGUGGACGCGAGAGAUCACGCCGGGGUGGUGAGAUUCGCGUCGCUGUUUGCUCCUCUUGGGCUCCACGAGGAAGGGAUCAAGGCCUACGUGAGCUACCUGAGGAGAUCGGUGGAUCAUCGCGCUCGCGAUGGCUUCGCGGCCGUGAAGGAGACUCCAGACCAGGCGGACUUUGUGGCGGCGCUCAACAACAUCUUCAAGGACAUCGCCGAGGCGAUCGAGGAGAACGAGGAGCUCCUCAAGAGCUUGAAUGGAGAGGAUGGGCUCGUCUACGCGAUCCUGGAGCUGCAAGAGGAGUGUGACUCGCGCGGCUCGGCCAUCGUGAAGAAGUAUAUGGAGUUUCGCGGGCUGGCCAAGCUGGAGAAGGAGAUCAUCGCGCAGACAAACGCGGAGAAGGACAUCGUCGCGCAGUCCAAGCUCUUGAUGUCCGCCAGUGGCGCUGUCGAGGGGCCGGAUCUCCGCAGCAUCGAGAUGUUCUUGGAGGAGAUCCUGCUCUUGAUCCAGACCAGCGAAGACUACACGCAGUAUAUGAUCGGGAGAGUGAGGGAGGCUGGAUCUUCCGGAGCUCACUUCAGCCCGCGCGCCACCACAUCUUUCAAAGUCGGGAGCUUCUACCGCGCGGUGCAAGAGCUGACGAGCCACUAUCGCUUGCUGGAGGAGUACUUCAUGGCAGAGAACGUCCGCAAGGCGAUCAAGCUGGACGAGUUCCCGGCCAAUUCCCUGACGACUUCGGUUGUGGACGACGUCUUCUACGUGCUCCAGAGCUGCACCAGACGCGCGGUCUCCACGUCCAACGUCCAUCUCACGCUCUCGAUCGUCACUUGCGCGGCCAACCUACUGGGAAACGAGUACAAGGACGCGCUCCAGAGGAAGAUGCGCGAGCCAAACCUGGCGAUGAAGCUCUUCGCCGGAGGAACAGGGGUGGUGAAAGUGGGAAUGGAGGUGGCGGCGGCGCUAAACAACAUGGACGUGAGUGCCGAGUACGUCCUCAAGCUAAAGGCCGAGAUCGAGGAGCAGUGCAACGAGAUCUUCCCCGGCCCCGCCGAGAGGGAGAAGCUCAAGUCCUCGCUACUGGAGCUGGGCGAGGCGAGUGUCUCGUUGCGGCAGAUCACAAACUCGGGCCUCGAGCAGCUCGCCAACUGCAUCGCCCCUCGGCUGCGCUCCACGCUAGACGCGGUGGGGACUGUUUCUUACGAGCUCACCGAAGCACAGUACGCCGAGAACGAGGUGAACGAUCCGUGGGUCCAGAAGCUGCUGCACGGAGUGGAGGCCAACGUGAGCUGGUUGCAGCCGCUGCUCACGGCCGGGAACUACGACACGCUCGUCCACCUCGUCAUCGACUUCAUCGUGAAGCGGCUGGAGGUUGUCAUGGGCCAGAAGCACUUCAACCAGCUGGGGGGACUGCAGCUGGACAGGGACGCGCGAGCGCUGGUGGGGCACUUCUCGGGGAUGACGCAGAGGACGGUGCGGGACAAGUUUGCGCGGCUCUCGCAGAUGGCCACCAUCCUCAACUUGGAGAAGGUGUCGGAGAUCCUCGACUACUGGGGGGAGAACUCGGGGCCCAUGACGUGGAGGCUCACACCCAACGAGGUCCGUCGCGUUCUGGGGCUCCGGCUGGAUUUCAAGCCCGACGCCAUCGCCGCGCUCAAGCUGUGAGCCAUAGCGACGUCCGAGUCUCGAUCGAUCGAUGGGAACUUUUGUCCGUCGGGUAGAGGAGAGAAGCUCAGCUCCCCCCCGGAAAGGUCCAAGACUCUUUCCAGGAGGACGACGUUCCAGCGCUCGCCAUCGCCAUUGCUCCAGCGGUUUCUCUUGCGGCUUUAAUUUUCUCGUUGGAAAGGAAGAUGGCUUGAAUGAAUUUGUAGCUGGCAAGCACAUGUAACUGGCGGCUGGUGGCCAAGGAUGGAGCUUUCAUUCACACUGGAGAUUCCACUGUGUUGGUAGAAUAUUCUCCCUUUAUAAAAAAAAUUCUACUCUGUUGGUAGAAUAUUCCUCCAUUUUUAAAAAA